Messenger RNA from Aedes aegypti (yellow fever mosquito), 1612 nucleotides. It is a transcript of the gene Lsd-1, whose product is annotated as lipid storage droplets surface-binding protein 1. The coding region runs from base 180 to 1409 and encodes 409 amino acids. Gene Ontology annotation, cellular component: cytosol; lipid droplet. Lineage: Eukaryota; Metazoa; Arthropoda; Insecta; Diptera; Culicidae. The transcript is spliced from 7 exons. The record is from RefSeq and is a predicted model, not a curated record. Gene Ontology annotation, biological process: positive regulation of triglyceride storage; lipid storage.
CCCAUCGCGCCAUGAUCAGUCUGGAAGCUGCCGUUGCAGUGAACGGAUCGUUUUCUUUUUUCCCGUGCGUUUGAGCACUCAAAGUUUCCAAUCAAGAGUUGUGUUUUCUCGUGCGUGUUGUCCCAAACCAGCUAAGGGUCAUCGUCAUUGUUCAAACAGCCAAUACCUACGCUGCAACAAUGGUGCAUCAGAAGCUGAAGCGCCAAAAUUCGGGACUCCCGCGGAUGGAAUCCAUAUCGCGGGUCGGUAGCAUUCCGGUCGUGGAAACCGGACUGAAAACCGCCAACACGGUUUAUCAGAAGAUUAAGGAAAGUAAUGGAUUGUUUAACUGGGGACUCGAGACGGCUGAAGCAAUCACAUACGCCUUCGUGGAUUCACUGCGUCCGGCUGCUAAGCUGAUCGAAGGACCGCUGCAUCGUUUGGAUAAUUUUAUGUGUAAAAGCUUGGACUUUGUCGAACAGAAGGUCCCUUCAAUGUAUCUUCCUCCGGAGAUGGUGAGUACUGUGAUGUACUGGAACACCAAGGAAUACAUGUCGGAUCACCUGGUCAAGCCGGUGCUGAGCCGUGCCAACUCGAUGAAGAACCUCGGUCAUGUAGUGCUAGAGUCCCGAGUGUCGAACUACGCAGCGGAUCGUCUGGAUGGGGCUUUAAAUGUGUGCGAUAAAUAUGUGGAUCGAUACCUCCCUGCGGAGCCAGAACCCGCCGAAGAUCAAACCGAUUCACCUAAUCCUUGCCAGCAGCAAUCGGAUGACUCUCAUAAAACGCACGUUAUCCAAACCAUUCACCGGGGACAACUAAUAUCUCGCAAACUGACACGUCGAUUAACGUUUCGCACCCGUCAGGAAUUGACCGCCCUCAAGAAGCAGAGUACCGAAGCCGUACACGUGGUGUUCUACGCAGCCGAACUGAUUGCCACCAACCCACGGCUGGCCAUGCAGAAGGGCGUCGAACUGUGGCAAUAUCUUAGCGCUGACGAACCGGAAAACCAAGCCCGCCCCCAAACGCUAGAACAACUGGUGGUCCUACUGACGAGAGAAUCCGUCCGUAAGGUUGUACAUCUGAUCAACUUCACCGCUGGAACAGUAACGAAGGUCCCCAAGACGAUUCGUUCGCAAACGCGCGAAUUGCUGCACCACAUGAUGUUUGCCACCGAUCGAUUGAUAAAGGCUGCCCACUUGGAAAACGCUAAGAAAGCAACGAUUACCGAAGCGACUGGACUGAUGCAUCGAAUUCAACACACCUAUGAAGAACUGCAAAAUCAAACCAAUUUGGCUUUGGAACGUUUAGCAGUGUUUCUUUCCGGCCGCCUGGAAGCGGAGAAGAUCACCACCACCGACAAUCCCCGGCGACGGAUCCAAAACCGAGCGCACCAUAAUCCAAUGCAUACUAGCAUCAAUGGCGUUUAUUAGCGUACGAACGGCCGAGUUGCUGAACAGACGGAUCCGCGAGGGCACCCCGCUCGAACCCGUACUCAACGUCGAUGAGCGCCAAUGGACCAAUGGACGUGAAUGAGAUGUUUUUUUAAAAUAAGUUCUGAAGCAUAAAACAUUUGUGGUGUAAUAAUGUUACUACUUGUUGAUAAAUAAUAAAUUUCAUAUGAUGUACAAAACUA